Messenger RNA from Truncatella angustata, 321 nucleotides. RefSeq lists its product as uncharacterized. Bases 89 to 265 code for a protein of 58 amino acids. The record is from RefSeq and is a predicted model, not a curated record. Lineage: Eukaryota; Fungi; Ascomycota; Sordariomycetes; Amphisphaeriales; Sporocadaceae. The transcript has a single exon.
GAUUGUAAAAGAGGAGAUAAAAUUUAUAUAGGAUGAGCUAAUCAUCAUCCAUCUGAUAUCUCUGUUUGAAGGGUUAUGCGAGCAGCGUAUGGCUUUUCUUCCGAUUCCUUCGUGUAAUCCAGUACCUAUUCCAGUCCCACAAACUCUAAGGGUAUAUGUCCGCUGCACCUGGCCAACCUUUCAAACCAUCUAUCAUUUUAAACGAAACGCCGUGCUCCAUGCAAAUGCUGAACCCCAAUAUACCUUCGACGUGAGUAUCCUGUAGCCAUAUCCCGUCCACAUCCGAUCUAUACCUGUCCAAUAGAAGUAAUAAAAAGAAAA